GCGGACCGGUACCAGCGCCUGAAGGACGAGGUGGUGCGGGCCCAGGUCCAGCUGCAGCUCUUCAAGCUGUACCACAACGAGGCCGAGAUCGAGAAGCUCAACAAGGAGCUGGGCUCCAAGAACAAGGAGAUCGACAAGGACAAGAAGCGCAUGGACAAGGUGGAGGAUGAGCUCAAGGACAAGAAGAAGGAGCUGGGCAAGAUGAUGAGGGAGCAGCAGCAGAUCGAGAAGGAGAUCAAGGAGAAGGACUCCGAGUUGAACCAGAAGCGGCCGCAGUACAUCAAGGCCAAGGAGAACACCUCUCACAAGAUCAAGAAGCUGGAGGCGGCCAAGAAGUCCCUGCAGAACGCCCAGAAGCAGUACAAGAAGCGCAAAGGCGACAUGGACGAGCUGGAGAAGGAGAUGCUGUCGGUGGAGAAGGCUCGGCAGGAGUUUGAGGAGCGCAUGGAGGAGGAGAGCCAGAGCCAGGGGCGAGACCUCACCCUGGAAGAGAACCAGGUGAAGAAAUAUCACCGGCUGAAGGAAGAGGCCAGUAAAAGAGCUGCCACGCUAGCCCAGGAGCUGGAGAAAUUUAACCGGGACCAGAAAGCAGAUCAGGACCGGCUGGACCUGGAAGAGAGGAAGAAAGUGGAGACUGAGGCCAAGAUCAAGCAGAAGCUGCGGGAGAUCGAGGAGAAUCAGAAGCGGAUUGAGAAGCUGGAGGAAUACAUCGCUACCAGCAAGUACGCCCUGCCAGCGCCACGGGGCGCUGUGCUCUGGGGGCUCAGCAGUGGGGAGGGGGGCUCCCGGGGCUGGGCAGGGGCGCUGUCCCCAGGCAGUGG
This is a messenger RNA of Terrapene triunguis (Three-toed box turtle), 821 nucleotides long. RefSeq names its product structural maintenance of chromosomes protein 1A-like. Gene Ontology annotation, molecular function: DNA binding. The record is from RefSeq and is a predicted model, not a curated record. Gene Ontology annotation, cellular component: cohesin complex; nucleus. Gene Ontology annotation, biological process: sister chromatid cohesion. The annotation marks the transcript as partial. The transcript is spliced from 4 exons. Lineage: Eukaryota; Metazoa; Chordata; Testudines; Emydidae.